Zingiber officinale is the source of this 2199-nucleotide messenger RNA. RefSeq names its product 2-isopropylmalate synthase A-like. Gene Ontology annotation, cellular component: chloroplast. Gene Ontology annotation, molecular function: 2-isopropylmalate synthase activity. The transcript has 12 exons. Gene Ontology annotation, biological process: L-leucine biosynthetic process. Bases 51 to 1934 code for a protein of 627 amino acids. Lineage: Eukaryota; Viridiplantae; Streptophyta; Magnoliopsida; Zingiberales; Zingiberaceae. The record is from RefSeq and is a predicted model, not a curated record.
GACGGCCGGGUUCAUCUUCCGUUUCUAGCUCGCGCCUCCGCUUCCUUCCCAUGGCGUUCUCGCUCGCCAUCUCUAGCAACUGCUUCUCAUCUACCAACAUUCGCCGGCAAGAUUUCGUUCUUCCCCGCUCCCGUCUCCUCCUUAAUUCAUGGCUUUCGUCUCUCUCCUCCCGCUCAUUCUCCUUCCCCACCGGCUCCACAGUUCACAAACCGCGGAUCUUAGCCGGAGGAUCCCUCAGAUGCUCCCUCCCUUCUCGCCCUGAUUACGUCCCCAAUCGCAUCUCCGACCCCAACUACGUCCGCAUCUUCGACACCACCCUCCGCGACGGCGAGCAGUCCCCCGGCGCCACCAUGACAAGCAACGAGAAGCUCGUUGUCGCCCGCCACCUAUCCCGCCUCGGGGUCGACAUCAUCGAAGCCGGAUUCCCUGCCUCCAGCCCCGACGACCUCGACGCCGUCCGUUCCAUUGCCAUCGAGGUAGGGAACCAUCCCAUUGGCGAUGACGGGCAUAUACCCGUGAUCUGUGGGUUGGCAAGGUGCAAUAAGAGAGAUAUUGAUGCCGCGUGGGAGGCGGUUCGACAUGCAAAGAAGCCGAGAGUGCACACCUUCAUUGCCACGAGCGAGAUCCAUAUGAAGCAUAAGCUGAGGAAGACAAGGGAGGAAGUGGUGAGCAUUGCUCGUGACAUGGUAGCUUAUGCCAAGAGUCUUGGCUGCCGGGAUAUUGAGUUUAGCCCUGAGGACGCCGGCAGAUCUGAUAGGGAAUUUCUGUAUCAUCUUCUGGCGGAAGUAAUUAAAGCUGGCGCAACGACACUGAACAUCCCGGACACUGUUGGAUAUACUCUUCCAUCUGAAUUUGGACAGUUAAUUUCUGACAUAAAGGCAAACACCCCUGGUAUUGAAAAUGUGAUUAUAUCUACUCACUGCCAGAAUGACCUUGGACUUGCAACUGCAAACACAUUAGCAGGCGCUUAUGCAGGGGCAAGGCAACUAGAGGUCACUGUCAAUGGUAUUGGUGAAAGAGCUGGAAAUGCUUCUUUGGAGGAGGUUGUUAUUGCUAUGAAGUGUCGUCAGGAACUUCUUGGAGGUCUUUGUACUGGAAUUAACACAAAACACAUAGUGAUGGCAAGCAAGAUGGUAGCUGAAUAUACAGGCUUGCAUUUACAGCCACACAAAGCUAUUGUUGGUGCUAAUGCUUUUGCUCAUGAAAGUGGCAUCCACCAGGAUGGGAUGCUUAAACACAAGGGUACAUAUGAAAUUAUCUCUCCUGAAGACAUUGGAUUAGCUCGUGCAAAUGAAUCUGGCAUUGUCCUUGGAAAGCUUAGCGGACGCCAUGCUUUGAGGUGUAGAUUGUUGGAGUUUGGGUAUGAUAUUGAUGGGAAGGAACUUGAUGAUGUCUUCAAACGCUUUAAAGAAGUCGCUGAGAAGAAAAAGCGCAUAUCUGACGAAGACUUGGAGGCACUGAUCUCCGAUGAAAUAUUUCAGCCUCCUGUUAUUUGGUCUCUUGAAGAACUACAGGCCACAUGUGGAACACUUGGCCUGUCUACAGCAACUGUAAAAUUAAUAGCUUCUGAUGGAGAAGAGAGAAUUGCUUGCUCCAUUGGCACAGGUCCAGUUGAUGCUGCUUACAAAGCCAUUGAUAGCAUAGUUGAGGUGCCUGCAGUUCUGAAGGAGUAUGCUUUAAAUGCAGUUACUGAAGGCAUAGAUGCAAUUGCAACCACACGAGUGGUUAUAAGUGGAGAUGAUAGUCAUACUUCAACACAUGCCUUAACAGGGCAGGCUAUGCAUCGAACUUUCAGUGGAAGCGGAGCUGCAAUGGAUGUUGUAGUAUCCAGUGUUCGGGCCUACAUUAGCGCUCUAAACAAAAUGCUAGGUUUUGUGUCUGCCAUGAAAGCUUCCAAGGAAACACCAAAGAACAUAUCAUCUUCAGUUGAGUAAAUUGCAGUCUGCUUAAUGUUUGGUCAGGAUCCUGGCAUAAUAGGCAAGGCUUUUACUUGUUUGAUGGUGAUUAGGUGUCCGGAUUAUCCUCCAUUUGUAUUUAUUUAGACAAAAAUUUCGUUCUCGAUGCAUAUUCAUCAAGACAUGAAUUGGACUAUUGAAUGCAACCUGUUACCAUUUACCUCUCUUCUUUGUACAUGUUGAAAGUGUAUGACCAUAGUACAUGUGGCAAGUGUGUUUUUCAUUAAUUUUUCUUUGAUGCCCA